Messenger RNA from Pungitius pungitius (ninespine stickleback), 3072 nucleotides. RefSeq names its product protein NLRC3-like. The record is from RefSeq and is a predicted model, not a curated record. Gene Ontology annotation, biological process: intracellular signal transduction. Lineage: Eukaryota; Metazoa; Chordata; Actinopteri; Perciformes; Gasterosteidae. The coding region runs from base 1 to 3033 and encodes 1010 amino acids. The transcript has 6 exons. Gene Ontology annotation, molecular function: protein binding.
AUGGAGAAAGUAAAGAAGGAAAUGCUGAGCAUUUUAAAGGAGCUCAAGGAGGAGGACUACAAAGAGUUCAAAUGGUACCUGGAGAACCAUCCAAGCCCAGAAGACCCCCGAUCAAUCCCACCCUGUGACCUGCAGAACGCAGACAGGAUGGACACAGUGGACCUGAUCGUACGAUGCUACGACACAGACUCGGUUCAAGUGACCAUGAAAGUUUUGGAAGAGAUGAAAAUAAACGAUCUGGCCGAAAAAUUAUCCAAAAUGAACUUUAACCCAACGGAGAUUUUCAGCAACUGUCAACGUGAACUCAAAUCCACCCUGAAGGAGAGGUUCCAGUCUCUGUUUGAGGGCAUCGCAGAAGACGGAAACUCAACCCUUUUGAAUGAGAUCUACACAGAGAUCUACAUCACAAAGGGAGGGACUGCAGAGGUCAAUAAAGAACAUGAGGUCAGACAGAUUGAAGCAGCAUCCUGGAAGCCAGACGGACCAGAAACAACCAUCAGACAAGAAGACCUCUUCAAAGCCUCAGAUGGCAGCAAGAAACAAAUCAGAACAGUGAUGACUAAGGGAGUGGCUGGCAUUGGGAAAACAGUCUUAACACAGAAGUUCACUCUGGACUGGGCAGAAGAUAAAGACCACCAGGACAUACAGUUCACAUUUCCAUUCACCUUCAAAGAGCUGAAUGUGCAGAGAGAGGAGAAAUACAGCUUGGUGGGACUUGUUCAUGAUUUCUUCAGUGAAACCAAAGCAGCAGGAAUCUGCAGGUUUGAGAAGUUCCAGGUUGUGUUCAUCUUUGACGGUCUGGAUGAGUGUCGACUUCCUCUGGACUUUGACAACAAUAAGAUCCUGACUGAUGUCACAGAGACCACCUCAGUGGAUGUGCUCCUCACAAACCUCAUCAGGGGGAAGCUGCUUCCCUCUGCUCGCCUCUGGAUAACCACACGACCUGCAGCAGCCAAUCAGAUCCCUCCUGAGUGUGUUGGCAUGGUGACAGAGGUCAGAGGGUUCACUGACGCCCAGAAGGAGGAGUACUUCAGGAAGAGGUUCAGAGAUGAGGAGCAGGCCAGCAGGAUCAUCUCUCACAUCAAGACCUCACGAAGCCUCCACAUCAUGUGCCACAUCCCUGUCUUCUGCUGGAUCACUGCUGGAGUUCUGGAGGAGGAGUUGAAGACCACAGAGGGAGGAGAACUGCCCAAGACCCUGACUGAGAUGUACAUCCACUUUCUGGUUGUUCAGUCCAUGGUAAAGAAGGACAAGUAUCAUGGAGUAGCUGAGACGGAUCCGCACUGGAUUCCAGAGAGCAGGAAGAUGAUCGAGUCUCUGGGAAAACUGGCCUUUGAUCAGCUGCAGAAGGGCAACCUGAUAUUUUAUGAAUCUGACCUGACAGAGUGUGGCAUCGAUAUCAGAGCAGCCUCAGUGUACUCAGGAGUGUUCACUCAGAUCUUUAGACAGGAGAGUGGACUGUACAAGAAGGUGUUGCAGGUGUUCUGCUUCGUCCAUCUGAGUGUUCAGGAGUUUCUGGCUGCUCUUCAUGUCCAUCUGACCUACAUCAACUCUGGUGUCAAUUUGUUUUCAGGAGAACAAAAAUACUCACUAUGGUCUAAAGUCUUUGGAGCAAAACCUAAACCCAAACAUCUCUACCAGAGUGCUGUGGACCAGGCCUUACAGAGUCCUAAUGGACACCUUGACUUGUUCCUCCGCUUCCUCCUGGGUCUUUCACUCGAGACAAAUCAGACACUCUUAGAAGGUCUGCUCACACAGAGAGGAAGUCGCUCACAGACCAAUCAGAGAACAGUCCAGUACAUCAAGGAGAAGAUCAUUGAGAACGUGUCUCCAGAGAAAAGCCUCAAUCUGUUCCAUUGUCUGAAUGAACUGAAUGAUGGUUCUCUAGUGGAGGACAUCCAACAGUCCGUUAAUUCAGGAUGUCUCUCCAUAGAUAAACUCUCUCCUGCUCAGUGGUCAGCUCUGGUCUUUAUUUUACUGUCAUCAGUAAAAGAUCUACAGGUGUUUGACCUGAAGAAAUACUCUGCUUCAGAGGAGGCUCUUCUGAGGCUGCUGCCAGUGGUGAAAGUCUCUAACAAAGCUCUACUAAGUGACUGUAAUCUCUCAAAGAGAAGCUGUGAAGCUCUGUCCUCAGUCCUCAGCUCCAAGUCCUCUAGUCUGAGAGAGCUGGAUCUGAGUUACAACGGCCUGCAGGAUUCAGGAGUGAAGCUGCUGUCUGCUGGACUGGAGAGUCCACACUGUGAACUGGAGACUCUCAGGCUGUCAGGCUGUCUGAUCACACAGGAAGGAUGUGCAUCUCUGGCCUCAGCUCUGAGCUCCAACCCGUCCCAUCUGAGAGAGCUGGACCUGAGCUACAAUCAUCCAGGAGACUCAGGAGUGAAGCUGCUGUCUGAUGGACUGGAGGCUUCUCACUGGACACUGGAGACUCUCAGGGUGGAGCCUGCUGGAGUCCGAUGGUUCAGACCAGGUCUGAGGAAGUAUUCCUGUGAACUCACAAUCGACACAAACACAGUACACAGAGACCUCAAAAUGUCUGACAACAACAGGAAGGUGACACUUGUGUGGAAGGAGGUUCAGUCAUAUCCUGAUCAUCCAGACAGAUUUGACUACUGGACUCAGCUGCUGUGUAGAACUGGUCUGACUGGUCGCUGUUACUGGGAGGUUGAGUGGAGCGGAGGAGUUAAAGUAUCAGUGAGCUACAGAGGAAUCAAGAGGAAAGGACGCAGUGAUGACUGUGUGUUUGGAUGGAAUGAUCAGUCCUGGAGUCUGAGAUGCUCUAACUAUGGUUACUCUGUCCUUCACAAUAAGACAGUAACACACAUCACCUCCACCUCCUCCUCCUCCUCCUCUUCUCGUAGAGUAGCAGUGUAUGUGGACUGUCCUGCUGGCUCUCUGUCCUUCUACAGAGUCUCCUCUGACACACUGAUCCACCUCCACACCUUCAACACCACAUUCACUCAACCAUUUUAUCCAGGGUUUGGGAUUGGGUUCUGGUCCAGUUCUGCUUCCUCAGUGUCUCUGUGUUCUCUGUAGGAGGGAGAGUCUCCUCUGUUGUGGAAUAUUUCAAAAACA